Cottoperca gobio is the source of this 1535-nucleotide messenger RNA. RefSeq names its product actinodin2 (gene and2). The record is from RefSeq and is a predicted model, not a curated record. Lineage: Eukaryota; Metazoa; Chordata; Actinopteri; Perciformes; Bovichtidae. The coding region runs from base 129 to 1535 and encodes 468 amino acids. The transcript is spliced from 4 exons.
GCGAACGUCCCUGCUGCCGCUAAUGUGGCUGCUGCUUGUGUUUUACAGAGUUUCUGGGGGCCGUGCCAGUGGAGCAGCACAGGGAGGAGGAAGUGUCUGCAGUGUCUGUCGAUGUGAAGGCCGAGGCCAUGGAGAACCUGAAGACGCUGGUUCGCAACAGAAGGAACUCCGUCCCCGUCUUGGCCCAAGUGCCCCAGUUCAAACGCCUGCCGGACUUCUGGGGUUGGUACAAGUUCUUCAUGAAUAGCCACAACCAGGAAGGAGUUGAGGAUCUGGAUCGUCUGUACAUGACCUACCUGCAGAACAAGCACAGGACAGAGGAGGGCCCAACUUUCAACCACUACCUCAAGCACCUCAGUGAAAUCUACAAGUCUUGUGCCGAUUCCGAUGAUCCAGAGUGCAUCUCUGAGUCCACCAGCAAGCCAAAGGCUGCAUUGGUGAUGCCCGAGGCCAUCAAGGCUGCCACCGUCAGGAUGUGCAACCCAUACCUCGACCCCCACUGCCUCUACCCAAUCAUGUCCAAGGGUGGUGCCCGAGAGCCAGCUCCAGCUCCAGUUAAACAGCCCGCCCCCAUCUUUACCCCCAUGCUGCCCAUGCCCAUGAAGAGCCCCAGUGGCUUCUACUACUACGCUCCCGUCCUGGAGCCCUUCCUGAGCGAUGCGCAGAGGGCUGAGCUGCUGAGAAUCUGCAACUCUGAAGAUGUGGAGUGCCUGCAGUAUCACCUGAGGGCAGCUUAUGGCUACCGCCCGGCAUCUGGCCCAGCCCCGUCCUACGCCGCCCUCAAAUGUGACCCCAGGGACCCGUACUGCAUGCCCACCUUGGUCCAAAAAGCCCCCACCGGCUUCUACCACAUGCUCUACCCCAGCUGUGACCCAGCGGUCGAUCCUCUGUGUGUGACCAAGGCCGCUGCUCCGGCUCCACUUUCUGCAGAGGAGGCCCCUAGAGAGCAACAGUGCAACCCUCUCUUUGAUGGUGGCUGCAACCCCCUGACCGCCACCAAGCUGUCCGGCCUCACCAAGCCCGUGCUGGAGUACCCCACCAAAGUUGGGCCCGCACCUCCUGCGGCUCAAAUGUCCUGCGACCCUCGCUACGACCCGUACUGCAUACUGGCAGCCGCCGCUGCCCUUCGCAACCCCGAGCACCAGGUCCGCUACAAGCUUGGCAUCCAAGGCAAGACCAAGGACGGCCACGACUGCUACGUGCACUAUGACAAAGACUGCACGCCGGUGAAGUUUGGCUACGAGGCCAAGGCCGACAUCAAGGCUCCAGCCAAGCCCUUCUGCCAUCCCUAUGACCCAAACUGCGGCAAGUUUGCUCCACCUUCAGCCAUCGAGGCCCCGAAGUCCGACAAGGAUGGGAUUAUCCUGCCCGACCCCGACUGCGACCCUGAAUAUGACUACAACUGCCGCCUGCGUCGCAGCAAGCCCGCUGAUGCUGCUGCUGAUGAGCCCGCCGCUGCCGACGAGCCCGCCAAGGAGGCCGCUGUCCCACGCUUUGAUGACUUCCUCAGGGGAGUCAUGAGCCAGCACCAGUAG